Harmonia axyridis is the source of this 1079-nucleotide messenger RNA. Its product is annotated as 6-phosphogluconolactonase. Gene Ontology annotation, molecular function: 6-phosphogluconolactonase activity. Lineage: Eukaryota; Metazoa; Arthropoda; Insecta; Coleoptera; Coccinellidae. The transcript is spliced from 5 exons. Gene Ontology annotation, biological process: pentose-phosphate shunt; carbohydrate metabolic process. The coding region runs from base 302 to 1009 and encodes 235 amino acids. The record is from RefSeq and is a predicted model, not a curated record.
UGUACCUUCAUUUAGCUCAAUAGUACUCAAGGGUGAAAUUAGCGCAGGAAUGGCCGAGCGCACAAAAGCUCCUGACUUCACGUCACUGCUCUCCUUAAUUUCCUUCAAACAAUUAAUGAAGAUAAUCAAAUUAUACAUUAUAGGUUAGAAUCCAAAGCUGUUACUACGCAGGCAUACAUCAUUCAAGUCAAAUUGAAAUUACAAAUUUCAAGGUCUUGAGAUAAUAUUCGUUUCUUGAUGAGAAUUAUCAAAAUCUGCUGGUUUUCCUUUCGAAAACAUUCAGAAUACUCUCUAAAGGAAUAUGCAGAUUAUAGUGGUGAAAAAUCGAGAUGAUGUCAUCUCAAAAUUAAUGAAUCUAAUUCAAAACAUUUCUGAAGAGUCGAUAACUAGUAAUGGGAUUUUCACGGUUGGUUUAUCAGGUGGGUCUCUUGGUAGUUUUUUAGCUACUGGUUUACCAAAACUACAGUCUGAUUUCUCCAAAUGGAAAUUAUUCUUCUGCGACGAAAGAGUAGUUCCUGAAGACAAUAAUGACUCCACUUUUGGUUUUUAUAAGACCGCCCUCCUAGGCAGUACUAAACUGAAAGAAGAGCAAUUCAUAAAAAUUAAGCAAGGAGUGUCAGCCAAUGAAGCUGCAGAAGACUAUGCACAACAACUGCAAAAGCAUUUUCCUGAUGGAGAGAUACCGAGAUUCGAUCUUCUAUUACUCGGAAUGGGACCUGAUGGACACACAUGUUCACUAUUCCCUCAUCACCCACUUCUCAAAGAAAAGGAAAAAUGUAUUGCUGCAAUCACAGAUUCACCCAAAUCUCCACCAGAAAGAGUAACAAUGACUUUCAAAGUGAUAAAUAAUUCCAAAAAUUGUAUUUUUGCCAUGUGUGGCAAGGAAAAAGCAACAAUGACCAAAAGAAUACUACAAAAUAAAGAAGAUUUACCAGCAACACAAGUGAACCCAACAAAUGGUGAAGUAUAUUGGAUUUUAGAUGAGGAAGCUGCUAAGGAAAUAAAAUAGAGAAUUUGAAAUAUUUUAUUUUUAUAAAUUACAUAGGAUUUUCAAUAAAUAUUGUUUAUUAAAAUAUUAA